AUGCCCCCAAGAGGCCCAUCAGCUCGAUGGCAACGGCUCAAGCCUGUUGAUAUGGAUCCCCUCGAGUCCAUGGGACUCCCCUCCAAAGGCGAGACCAGGUUGCUCGAUUACAAGGUCCAGGAGCACUACUAUACCAAGAUUGUUGAGCGUUACCUGAGCUUCUGCUCCGACGCCAGCGAUCGGGCUGCCCUCCUCGACAAGUUCGCUGCCCUUUCCAUCACCAAGGAGCGGGGUAGUUCAUCAGGAACAGACUCUGCAGUAUCUACUGCCUCAGUCUCCACGGCCAGUACCUCCACCACGGCUUCCUUCCCAACCCCUUUGCUCUUGCAGACCUCCAAUAAGGACCUAUCCACCGUCUUGAUGGCCCUUCGCAAGCUGCGUGAAGGCAUCGUCGCCUCCAACCGGAUUGACGACUUCUCGACCCAGGCAUACCUUUUCUGCGUUCGCACUGCCAUUCUCGUCAAGCAUACCGAGAGUUACCACCCUGCUAUCCUUCAUCUUCUGCGCACUAUACACCCCCGUCAUCCCCUGACCACCUUCGAACUGCGCGAGGUCACCGGCUACCUAGUCUUAGACGCCGCAUGCCGGCGUGGAGACCUGGCUGAGGCCAUGGCCAUUCGCAGCCGCUGUAGGCUUCAUGAUCCCAAGAUUGACAGCAUCCUCCGCGCCCUGGCGCGCGACGACUACAUCGCCUUUGGCCGUCUGCGGAAGAGUAUCGACGGCCACAAGGCCAAGUUUCUCGAGUUCUGCGAGGACACUAUGCGCCGGCACACUCUCAAAUGCUUCGGUCGUGCUUACCUUUCUGUCGACCUGGACUUCCUCGAGCUGGCCACGGGAUCUGCUUUCUCGCAAUUGGUUCAGCAAGAGGGCGUUGGCUGGCACUUGGACGGAACCAAGGUCGUCAUUCGCAGCAUCAAGGGACGUGCGGCGUGA
Messenger RNA from Cryphonectria parasitica EP155, 933 nucleotides. RefSeq lists its product as uncharacterized. The transcript is spliced from 2 exons. The coding region runs from base 1 to 933 and encodes 310 amino acids. Lineage: Eukaryota; Fungi; Ascomycota; Sordariomycetes; Diaporthales; Cryphonectriaceae. The record is from RefSeq and is a predicted model, not a curated record.